Molecule: messenger RNA, 2193 nt
Organism: Microdochium trichocladiopsis
Lineage: Eukaryota; Fungi; Ascomycota; Sordariomycetes; Xylariales; Microdochiaceae
Exons: 2
Coding region: 238-1902 (554 amino acids)
Source: RefSeq, a predicted model, not a curated record
AAGCACCACCAUCCCAACCCAUACCACCGUACCACAGUUACAAUCCGAAUAGCAUGCAUAUGUGAUGCGCUCAUCUGCGUAGAGCUGUCGCAGUCUUGCGCAUAGCCCGUCUAUUGUCGCACCAUCAGAUACGCAUAGCCCGCUGGCGGGGGCUAGAGUCUGCGCAGCAGCAGCGUUAGCCUCCGUUUCAAUCGAAUCUGUCAAGUCGACGACGACAACAACAAUACAAAGUCCAAAAUGGAACGACCGGUCCGCAUCAUACUGCGGAGACUUAUCCAGUCCCGUCUGGCACGAACGGCCAACUCUAAACGCACAUUCGUCGGCCCGACACGGUCCUCUUCAUCGUCACGACCACAACUGCCGUUCCUCUCCGUACCGCAGGCCAAGAACGAGCAGUUUCGCUACCUCACGACAGAGCGCAAGCAGAGGAUAAAAUACGAGCUUCUGCUGGGCAUAAAAUGGGGCCUGACCGGCUGGGCCAUCAUAGGAUGCUGUGUGAUCGGCUUCUGGAGCGUCCAGCAGGAUUGGCUGGAGCGGUACUACCCGACGCCGAGCGACUGGAAGUUCUUGACGCGCUUGCGCUUCCGGCUCAUGAUGUGGUGCCCCGAGCGGAAGGACACGCCCAUACCGGACUGGUCGCUGACGUGGGAGUACGCUAAGAACGUGGUGGAGCGGUUGGAAGACCCUGCGAUAGACGGCGCUGGCGUCACGGAGCUCACCGAGGGCGGGAUCUGGAUCGGCGACGUCGGCAACGCCGGUUUCGACGUCACGGCAAAGAGCGAGCCGUGGAGGAGAGGAUACUACCAGGCGCUGAUGCAGCUCGCCAAGAGUGCGGAGUACCUCGACGGCUGUUUCACACCCAAGGACCGCAAGGAGGCAUUCUUCGCGGACCAGCUGAUUGGGCCGUCAAACCCCUAUCCCAGGCCUAUAUAUCCUGGCCAGUCAAACCCGCCUCGGGAAGAGGACGUUGUGCGCAUAGCACCGCCACCCGAGGAGUAUUACAUGAAGAUCCUGACGACACGUGGAUUCUCGACCAAGCAGAAGAUUGACGCUGCCCUCGCGCAGGCAUCAUAUCUCGAGUACAAGUCGCUUCCCGAGGCAGCGGCCAACAUGUACGACUGGGCCUUGUCCCUGGCGACAGAAAACAUCGUCCCCGCGGCUCUCCCGUUCGACCAGAAGACGCUCGUGCUCCGCGACGGCGCGCGGAACGUGUCUGCGAAUGUUCUCGAGAUCUUGACGUCGAUAGCCACAUUGAAGGCCCAGAAUGGCGACGUCCCCUCGGCUCUGCCGAUUCUUGUAUCUGUGCUGAGAGCUCGGCGCUCAUUACCAGAAGCGGACGUCUUCGCCGCGCCCGCGGGCCCAACGCUUGGUAGCGCUAUGAGCUGGGAGCAUCUUUCAGUACCCCCGGCGCCGGAUGAUGGGAUGUCUCCACCCGUGCGGGACGCCCAGGAGCUCUGCGAAGAGGCCGGGCUCAACCUAUAUAUUGGUGAGAUCGUCUACACGAGCAACGCCUCCGCCAGAGAAGAAGGCGUUGGCUGGACGCGCGAGGCCGUGGAUGCCGCACAGGAGCAACUACACAAGCUCGGUCCCAAGACGGAGGACCACAAGGCUCAGCAGAGAUGUCGCGAGUGUCUGAGCACCGGGUUGACCAACUGGGCCAAGAUGGUGGACCGUCUGGCCAAGGAUGAGCUGUCUAAACAGGCCGCCUCGGAAGUGAAGAAGCAAAAGUCGGGUAGCUGGCUCGGCUUAUGGAGCGAAGGCACCAAGAAGGACACCGCUGGCGAUGCUGGCAGGUGGGCAGCCGAGGCGGCUGUCAUCAAGGAGAGAUCGAGACGUGCGCAGGAUCUGCUUGAGGAUCUUGAGGCGCCGGGACAGGGCAUCUCUGCUCCGUUCAGGGCAUAGGCUGUUCUGGUUCCUUUUGCAAAUGACUUGGGGGACACUGUCCUGUUUCUAGGUGGAGAAGGCUACGGUGCUUGCUUGACUCACUGCAGUCCCGACUACUAUGGUGUGGAGAAUUUUAUGUAUAACGAUGUUGUACGAGUAAGCAGGCAAAGCCCACCGCUUUCAAGGGAACUUUCAAAAUCGAUACCACUUUUGACACAUGACCAAGUGUGCCUCGUAGGAGCAGAUUCGCUGUCUUCUAUCUGCAAAUAUCAUGAGAUUGCACCUCCGCCUCCCGCAUUUGCUGCCUGC